This is a messenger RNA of Arabidopsis thaliana (thale cress), 261 nucleotides long. RefSeq lists its product as uncharacterized. Bases 43 to 261 code for a protein of 72 amino acids. The transcript is spliced from 2 exons. NCBI's taxonomy places the organism in Eukaryota, Viridiplantae, Streptophyta, Magnoliopsida, Brassicales, Brassicaceae. The record is from RefSeq and is marked reviewed.
CCGGGCCUGGUUUCAGCGGACAAAUAUACAUAACUUACUGUGAUGAUGGUGGACAUUGUUUGCUGGGCUGUGAAAAAUGGUUCUGCGGGCCGAAACCUGUUGUUAAUCGCGAAUGCCAGUUCAGAAGAUGAUCAAUUCUGGCCAUUUCUUCAAGGUUUGAGAUAUAGAGGUUUCAAACUUUUUGCAACAAUCCCUGAUAGGACUUUACCUGAUGAUGAAUGUCUGACGGCGGGCAUAGAAGAUACUGGUUCUGAUGACUAA